Messenger RNA from Botrytis cinerea B05.10, 1651 nucleotides. RefSeq lists its product as hypothetical. NCBI's taxonomy places the organism in Eukaryota, Fungi, Ascomycota, Leotiomycetes, Helotiales, Sclerotiniaceae. The transcript has a single exon. The record is from RefSeq and is a predicted model, not a curated record. The coding region runs from base 386 to 1441 and encodes 351 amino acids.
GGAGCGCCUACUAUCACAAAGAUUGAAGACAGUAACGUCCAAGAGAUUCAUGUCCCAUGAUGGUUGUUUUCACAAGAUGAGAUACAAAGGCCUGUAUAAGAUGGUGGAUUAAUAUGCGGGACGACCCGAGUGCAGACUAGAUAAGACAAUCUAUGAAAGCGACUAAAGCAUAUCUAGAAUAAGUUGCAGGUAAUGAGCAGAUUAGAGGUUGUUCGAAUGUGUCAGUACCAGCUAGGUUGGGCAAUACAUGCAGUGAAACAAGAUCAGAUUCAAGUAUAAAAGGAACCGAAAGGUUGUCAACCCCACAAAGAAAGGAGAAGGUUAUAAAACAUCAAGAUUUGAAACCAUCACGCAAAACGCAUGCAAACUAGCAUCAGUACUUAUCAUGCGGUAUAUUUCUCUCAAUUCGGCUAUUUUCCUAUCCGCAAGCCUAUAUAGGCAUGUCUUUGGGCAGGAUAAAAAGGAGCAAACAGGCUACAUGGAGGCAUAUGAGCCUGGAAUGCCAAUGAACCAAUUUCAUUUUGGGCAGGCCGAGACGCAAGAGACACUUGAUAUCGCAGCGGCAUAUCGACUUGGCGUGACUACUGACCAACGCGUUUUUCUGGAUGACGAGACGAAACAAGAACCCGAGGCGACUUUGUAUGAGACGGGUAUCCCUAAUGGUGACCUCAAGAACUCGGACGCCUCAUCCAACAUGAGUGACACCCUUGGCAGCUCCGGAAUGUGGGAGGCUUUGGUUUCAGCGUCGUGGCCCAGGGAAGAAGUUGCAGCUUAUGAAUAUAGAGCAAAUGGAAGACCAUAUAAGCUUUUGAUAAAUGAAGUAAAGCUCAAAAUGAAGGUUAUCAAGUUAUGCGGUGGCUUGUUCUAUGCACGCAACAUCUUCUGGAAGGGCGGUAUAUCAGGAAAUCACUUGCACCAAGACAACUACUUCAACCAAGCACAGUUCGUUGCGGGCUUGACACAGGCGACCGCUGACACCUCUUUUGGUGCUGUUGUCCGCGAUAAGCCCAUCGAGAUUAUGACUGAUCGAACGAGCAGUGCAUGCAGUGUAGUCUCUUCUUGGACAGACAACGGAAACUGGGGGAAGUUGGGGGACAUUAUGGACCAUUUCAUAGGGCUUUGGAGUGCACCGAAAGAAACCUGCGCUAUGAGCCCGUCACAUGGUAGUGGCAACGGAUUGCAAUGUGCUCUGCCGUGCGACCCAAUCAGUCCGAUAUGGCUUGAGUCGACUGACAAAUACCUGAGACAGGAUUUUAUUGCUUUUCCUGAAACAGAAAAAGCAUACUCAGUAUUAUAUAAAUUACGUGGUCGAUUCAAUAGUGGAGACGGUAAUGGGGGGCUUAAAGCACCGACUUGGCUGAAUGCCCAAUGUGACGGUGAUAACUUGUACUUUAAGGAAACUCCAGAUGAUCCGACAUGGGUGGUAUUCUGGAAAGAAUGAGGGAUGGAAGAAAUUGAAGAUCAACUGAUUGAUAGUAAGCUUUGAUUUAUCGAUUGGCCAAGGUGAAGUAAGUUCGCUACAGAAGUACAAUCUGUAUGUUGCUGGAACAGAUUAUUGUCAUUGUAUGGAGUCCUCCGCUGAAGAAGUUUCAGCUCGGCUUACAAUUACAUGGCGGGUUUAUAUAAUUAUUAUGCUUAGUAACCGUAGUAA